Messenger RNA from Spodoptera exigua (beet armyworm), 2013 nucleotides. NCBI's taxonomy places the organism in Eukaryota, Metazoa, Arthropoda, Insecta, Lepidoptera, Noctuidae. The record is from the annotation of a GenBank genome assembly.
AUAUUGAUAACAAUCUUAUCAUGGCGUUGGACGUCCGUGGUCAAAUUUAACCGAUUUCACCGCUAUUGUUCGGUUACCAUGUUCAUUCUGAUUUUACGUUUCGGUAACAAUGUACGUGUAUGUUAUUAUCAGCCCGCUGUAUUCCGCGUACACUCGUAUUACAGCCGCCUUAACGAAGGUAUACCGGCCAACUCAUACAUAACAUACGACUUGCUCAGUGUGUAGUGUGACUAAUACUAGUAUUUAGGUCUAAAAUAUCGUAUCACUUAAAUGUAAUUACAUGGUUCCUUUUUAUUACUGUUUUAAUGGCGAGUUUUAUAUUCCAGUAGAAUAGUGUUUUAUUUAUGUUCACAAGCACCUAAAAUGGAUAUAACUUGUAAAUGGUUUUAGAAAAAGAAGUGCGGUUUUAUAAUUGAGAUUACCUGUCAGUGAAUACAUUUGGGCAAUAUUAAAGUGUUUUGUGCGGCUUGGACAGGAAAAAUAAAGUUAAAACAACAUGGUCGGGAGAAGAGUUACAUGUAAAACUGUGAUUUUAUUCAUAUUUUGUGUUUCUGUGAUUGUCCCUUUAUCAUAUCAUUUUAUUGCAUAUACUGAAGCUCAAAGACUAAUGUUUCAAGUUCAUGAUUCGAGUGCGUUCAAUUUUAAUGCACUUCGCGCGAACCAAGGAUUAUGGGUUGAUGAUUCCCGAAGAAAGACCUGGCCCACCUCCGUAUUAGGGGGUAUAUUAUUCCAUGGAGAUCCAAUACCAAACCCAAAUCCUAACGCGAAAAGGCAAUACGUCGUGUUGGUCUGGAAAUAUUGGGGUUGGCUGAAACAGCGACAUGUGUUUAACUUUGGAAAAUCAGGAAAAACAAACGACAUUUUGGAGGGUUGCAGUGUGAAAAAUUGUAUAUUUUCUGGUGACGACAACAUCAUUGACACAGCGGACGCAGUCCUCGUUCACAUACAAAGGGGCUUGGUACCAGAAGUGAAAAAUAGAAACCCUAAACAAAGAUGGAUAUUUUUGAACGAUGAAUCUCCAAGGCAUGCGUUCACAUUAGCCGGACGUGCCCCUAGUAUGGAAAGUCUAUACGGUGUAUUCAAUUGGUCUAUGACUUAUCGGAGCGACGCUGACGUACCAGUACCGUAUGGCCGUACUGUUGUAUUGCCAAAACCCGUCUUAAGUGAAUAUAACACGUUAUCAGAACUCACUGCAUUGAUACCAAACUGGGAUCGAAAAAGCAGAAACAAAACAGCUGCAGUGCUAAUGUCAAAUUGUGCGGCGAAAGCUAGAAAUAAUUUCUUAAAAAAAUUAAAGAAACACAUCGACGUAGAUGUGUAUGGAAAAUGUUCGGACAAUAAAGAGCUUCAAAUGGGUUGUCCUGGACAUUUUAGAUCGGAUUGCGACCCGAUAGCAAAUUACUUAUUUUACCUAGUGUUAGAGAAUACAAGUUGUUAUCAAUACUUGACUGAGAAGGGAUUUUACCAUGCUUACUCGAAAGGCGCAAUACCAAUUAUUUUUGGACCGUCUCGUGAAGACGUACAGAGCUUGUUGCCACCAAAUUCGUACAUAUUCGCUGACGAGGAGACGAAUAUAGAAAAUUUAGCUAAGGAAAUUAAGACUAUAGCAUCAAACACUGAUCUCCUUAUAUCGAUGCAUAUGUGGAGAAAUCAUUUCAAAGUCAUCAAUGAACAUGGUUAUUUUGGCACGAAAUCUUAUCAUCUAUGUCGUGUAUGUGAAGCCCUGAAUUAUAAUAAUGAAGAAGAAAAAGUAUACGACCAAGAACUUUUAGACGUGUUUUUAGACCCAUCAAAAUCUUGUUAUGACAUAAAAAAGUAAGCUCAAAUGUGUGAUAUUAUUGUGAUAUGUAAAUAUGUAUGUACUAGUUAUUAUAUUAUAAAAAAUAAUCCUACCAAAACGUUUUUAUUAAUUAACCGACUUCUUUCUUAAUUAUCAAAGCAAAUUGAUAUUUUCCUGUACGUACAUUUCCCGGAGUCUGCAAAUCAUUUCGAAUUUUGAAAGUUUAGGUAGUA